AUGGUCUUGUGGGUGAGAAAAGUCAAACCUUCCCCUACUUUGAUGAAUCAGAUCAAUCAAAGUUUGAAUACUCACAGAGCCAAAUAUCCCUUGAGAAGAGUGGAAGUGAAAACCUUUACCAUUGCCACAGGAACUCAGUCUAAGAUUACAGAUCAUCUGUUUCAAGGUCAGAUGCCUAAACAUCUCGUUUUAGGCUUUGUGGAGAAUGCGGCCUUUAACGGAGAUAAAACUAAAAAUCCCUUUCAUUUCCAAAACUUUGGGAUCAAGAAAUUAGAUGUCAGUACUCGUUGUUUUAAACCUAAUUUCAACGACGAUUUUUAUCUGAGAUCUUAUCUCAGUCUGUAUCAAGCCCUUGGAAAAUUAGGAGAAGACUGGGCUCCAGACAUUACCCCAGAAGAGUAUAAAAGCGGCUACACUCUAUGGGGUUGGGAUUUCACUAAAAAUCAAGAUGCGCAAUCGGAUAAAUUCCAUCUCAUAGAAACAGGAAAUCUGAGAGUAGAAGUGCAGUUUACCAACAACACGGCCAACACCAUAAAUUGUGUGGUGUAUGCAGAAUUCGAUAACGUCAUAGACAUUAACAAACAGAGAGAAGUGGCUAUUGAUUACUAA
This is a messenger RNA of Saccostrea cuccullata (small rock oyster), 609 nucleotides long. RefSeq lists its product as uncharacterized. The coding region runs from base 1 to 609 and encodes 202 amino acids. The transcript has a single exon. NCBI's taxonomy places the organism in Eukaryota, Metazoa, Mollusca, Bivalvia, Ostreida, Ostreidae. The record is from RefSeq and is a predicted model, not a curated record.